Anneissia japonica is the source of this 629-nucleotide messenger RNA. Its product is annotated as probable global transcription activator SNF2L2. The record is from RefSeq and is a predicted model, not a curated record. The coding region runs from base 112 to 561 and encodes 149 amino acids. The transcript has 3 exons. Lineage: Eukaryota; Metazoa; Echinodermata; Crinoidea; Comatulida; Comatulidae. Gene Ontology annotation, biological process: regulation of DNA-templated transcription. Gene Ontology annotation, molecular function: ATP binding. Gene Ontology annotation, cellular component: nucleus.
UUUACUUUUCACGAACCACCGUCUCCUAAGCCACACUGCCACGUAAUAAUUUUAUUACCGUACUAUGUUGAAAGCCUAAAUGUGUGAUUCAGUUGAUUAUACUAUGAUUUAAUGACCUUAUUUUCAUGGGUAACUUUUCAAUUGUAUACAGUUUGUGAACAAACCAAGCAGAUACUUGAGCACGGUAUUGCAGCAAAUGUUGCAAAGAAGUUGAAACAGCCAAACAGUGAACAAAACAAAUCUGAAUUUGUUUCUGAUGUAGAAAGGCCAUCUUCAUCCAGUUAUGUUGCAUCUACAUCUGCUGUGGUUCAAUUACCUGAAGAAUAUAUGCCCCCGACUAAACGAAAGAGAAGCAGAGUAUUAUCUUUUGACAGGAUAUGGUGGACCACCCGAUGGUAUGUGGGAGAGUCCAAUGUUUUGUCAUCAGCAGCAACCCCCACCAUCAAGACAGUUGUUCCUGCUGCAGCAGCUGCUGCAGCUCAGAGCUCAGAUACUGGCUUACAAAUAUUUAGCGCAGAAUCAGCCGAUGCCCGAUUCAUUGAGAUCAGCGGUUCAGGGUAAACACCCAAUGAUGCAAAGCCUUGAAAGACCAUCCCCAGGUAGGCGUAUACUUUAAUUUGACUUCCUGU